This is a messenger RNA of Amphibalanus amphitrite, 2802 nucleotides long. Its product is annotated as nuclear distribution protein nudE-like 1-A. Bases 317 to 628 code for a protein of 103 amino acids. Lineage: Eukaryota; Metazoa; Arthropoda; Thecostraca; Balanomorpha; Balanidae. Gene Ontology annotation, cellular component: kinetochore; kinesin complex; centrosome. Gene Ontology annotation, molecular function: microtubule binding. The transcript has 2 exons. The record is from RefSeq and is a predicted model, not a curated record. Gene Ontology annotation, biological process: establishment of mitotic spindle orientation; chromosome segregation; vesicle transport along microtubule.
CGUCAGUUUGUCGCGUUGCCGUCGAGAGGUUGGGUGGGUCCGCGCGACCGGAGUGCGAGUGUUUUGGGUGCUUGUGGAUCCUCGGGGCACCUCAAUUCUGAAGAAAGGCUCCGAAAUUUUAUUGGAAUAUUUAUAUAUGCAUUUGAAGACCAAACUCUCUUGAUUCAAGUCUCAAAGACUGCGGGUGUGCGAGGUGCUGCCGUUGGUGCCUGUUUAAGUUGAAGAUUUUCUGCUGAUUUUCCUGUCAGUGUUUGAGUGUUUGUGAGUGCUUUGUUGUGUUAUCUGCACCAGAUAGGUGAAGAUUUCUGAGUUUAAAAUGGGAGACAUGUCACCUGAGUUUGCAACAAAGGAUGAAGAAAUUGCAUUUUGGAAGGGCCUCGCUCAGGAUUUGAAAAUAAGACUGGCCGAGUCCCGGGACGAGCUGGACGAGUUCCAGGAGAACUCCCGCGAGCUGGAGGCCGAGCUGGAGGCACAGCUGGAGCAGCAGGAGGCCAGGGUGAAGGAGCUCACCGCCCGCCUGGCACGCGUCCAGACUGAAAACGACCAGAUCAAGGUAGCGUGCCAGGGAUGGUGGUGGGUCUUCCCUCUCCUACUUUUGUUGUUGAAUGACAUCCUAUGGCAGUCCUGAUGCCACUGUCCAUGAAUCAUGAGCCACUGUCUGGCAGGUAUUAUGUUGAUCAGGACUCAGGAUGACCAUUGAGUCGUGCAGUUGAAUUGAUGAGGUGUGGUUGUGACUUGUGAUUGAAAGAGUUACAUUGCAAUGAGGUUGAGAUUACUGCCCCACAAAGGCAAAUGUGCAUAACCAACAUGGUGAUGUAUGCUGAUUGUUGGUUAUGCACCUUUUGCUUUCAUGUGACAAAUUAUCUAUGAUUGAGAUUGAGUGGCAGCUACUGCAAUGACACAUGCACAAGGAUUUGUCGGAGGAAUGUUUUUGUGUUCAGCACCCAACAGUGACCUACUGGGAUAGAUAGGGGCUACAUUGACACUGGCCAUGCGCACGAUUCGACUGUCUAAGAGAAGCUAGAUGGUCGUAAAAUGCGAGACAAUCGUAAAAUCGAUACUAGUUUUGGCCUACUAGUGCCAUGCCUCUAUUCUUUUAUGACUAGGGACUGACACAAAUGGGCCCCAUGCAAUAUUGGAGAUUGGGACUGUGAUGCGACAUGAAAUUGAACUGCGUUCGAAAAUGGGGUUCCUGAUCCAUCUAUCGAUUGCAAUCGCAAAUGGUUAGUGGCUCCAUUUAUCGUAAUUGGCGAGGGGCGGUGCGUCCACUAAAUGUCAUGGGAUGAUAUUUGGCGCAUACAAAGUCGGUAUUAAUGUAGGUACUAGGUACCUAUGUACGGAAUCGAUGUGAAUAAGCUCUGCUAUUCCGAUCCUCUCACUACUAAAUUUUGGUUGAAAAAGGUCAAUUCAGUGUCCACUUUGUCGCUAUUCGUUAGAAAAAAUUAUCGCGAUGCUUGCACACUAGCAUGUUUCGUUGGAUCAUUACUGUUUGAUCAGGCUGGUUCAAGCUAUUUCAAUUACGCAUAUUAUGCUUUAAUCGACUGAACCCAUCUCUAGUAGUCUCCAACUCCAAUUCUACCGCGACUGUUAUCCAAGCCCAACUCCGACUCGGACUCUGGCGCCGUCUCCGACUGUAAUCCUGCUCCAACUGUGUGAACUGGCACGGCACAGGACGCCCGCGGGACAGGUAGUGACCGAACACGGUGUGAACCGGGCCACCGCCGCUGGUGACGCCAGUUCUGUCCGGUCCCGGAGACACUUCCGGAGGGCUUCUACAAGUCGUUAUGAGACGGAGACGUGCGAACUAGACAGACUGAGACGUGCGAACUAGACAGACUGAGACGUGCGAAAUAGACAGACUGAGACGUGCGAAAUAGACAGACUGAGACAUGCGAAAUAUAGCCGGUAGGCCGUGGAGGUGUCUGAUGGUAUUGGAUUAAAUGGGGCGAAGGAGUCAAAAUUGAGAAAUCAUAGCGUUUGGGUAAUGUAUGUAUCAAAAUGCAUUUGUGUUUGGAGUAAUUAUGUGGCAACUGAUUAUCAGGACAUAUUGCUUUUUUGAUAUUCUGAGCAUGGCGAGCAAUGAAUAUUGUUUGUACGAACAUGCUAAUAACUGUCUGUGUGGUAUGCCAGGUUUUGAGUUUCGCCCAGUUUUGAGUUUGAUUAAUGUGUUGAUGGUUGACACGACACAAGCGCGCAGCUUGCAUUCGUUUACUGAUAUAAUCAGUUGAUUGCGUGAUCUUCGGGCCGUUCUGGACUGGCGUGAUUUCUGCCAAUAUGUCGUAAAUGGAUACGAGUGACACGCGGUAUCAAUUCGGCAGCGUUGUACUGGGGACGUAGGACAGUUAUGGCUGGCCUAAAUCGGUCCGCUCACGGUUACAACGGCCGCUAGUUUUCGUGAGUUAGGUAUUGGAAACGGGCGUAGACGCUGGGUUCGUGAUCAGUGUAACGAUACUGGUUUAUCUUUUUUUUUUAGUGAGGGUCUUGUAACCUGGUUUUGAUGCCAUUCUGCCUUUAUUUUUGUAGUCGCUACCCGAUACAGUGUCUUACUGGAAAGUCAUGAUUUAUCAGAUGUCCGAAUCCCGUCUCCAUUCUCAAAAGCUUAGUUUGAUUUUCUAUUACACUUUGGCCUCCAUUUAUUUGAUGGGUCACCUAGAAAGUCGGUCCUACUACCAUCUCACAAACACCAUGAUUGGAGAUGUAUCAUGUUUAGGUGAUGAGACAUCCAAGAUAAAGCCUGAUAUUUCUGACUCGCCCGGAACGAAAUAAACCAUCCUUGGCGCUUCAAUUUGAACUCUAACGGUU